AUGGAACAUAGGUUCUCUGACAAAUAUAUAGUGGGAGUUCGUUCAUUUAUGAAGUUUGUUCGUGAUAGUUUGGGAGGCGAGUGUAAAAUUCGAUGUCCUUGCCGAGAAUGUUUGAAUGUGUACACCUUAAGUCAAGAAGAAGUUGAGGACCACUUGAUGUUGAUUGGAAUGAGUAUUAGCUACACUAAGUGGGUUUAUCACGGUGAACCUUCUAAUUCCUCUAACAAUAAUAGUCAUGGCUAUGAUAAUGACAAUCGGACUAAUGACAAUUGGGAUAAUGAAAUGGAAAAUGAUGAUGGGUUUCUUGAUAUGUUAGAAGAUUUGCAAAAUGGAGUAGCCAUGGAUGAUGGCACAACAAGAGAAACUAAUAGGGCAGCCGAGAACAUAGAUGAGAUAAGCGCACCACUUGGAAAAGUUAUUGAUGAACUUUAUCCUGGUUGUUUGAAUUUCUCUACAUUAUCUUUCAUUGUCAAGCUUUUGCAUGUUAAGGUGUAUAAUCGUUGGAGUAAUAAAUCAUUUGAUAUGCUAUUGGGAUUGUUAAAGAAGGCAUUUCCUAAGGGUAAUAAAGUUCCAAAUUCUUAUUACGAGGCAAUUAACAUGCUUCGUGACUUGGGCCUUGGUUAUGAGCCGAUCCAUGUUUGUAAAUAUGAUUGUUCCAUAUUUUGGAAGGAGUAUAAGGACUACCAGAGUUGUCCAGUUUGUGGCACAUCUAGGUGGAAAAUUAAUAAAGGUCGUCAUUACAAGCAAAUCCCUUGGAAAGUUUUGCAUUACUUUCCACUAAAACCAAGAGUCCAACGAUUAUACAUGUCUAGAAAAACAGCUGAGGAUAUGAGGUGGCACAAAGAGAAAAGGGUUGAUGAUGGAGUGUUGAGACACCUGGCAGAUGGUGAUGCAUGGAAGGAUUUUGAUAAAGAAUAUGAGUGGUUUGGAAAUGAAACCCGAAAUGUUCGACUUGGUUUAGCAACGGAUGGGUUCAACCCUUUCGGUAACAUGAGUACUUCUUAUAGCAUGUGGCCUAUGAUUGUUGUUUCGUAUAAUUUGCCCCCUUGGAAGUGCAUGAAAGAAUCAUUUUUAUUCCUCUCAUUGCUUAUCCCUGGACGAAAAACACCAAGGAAAGACAUAGAUGUGUUUAUGCAACCUUUAAUAGAUGAGUUAAAGGAGUUAUGGGAUACUGGCAUGCAGACAUGGGAUGCAGUUACAAAACAAAAUUUCAAUCUACAUACAGUUGCUCUAUGGACAAUAAAUGACUUCCCUGCCUAUGGUGAUAUUUCUGGUUGGAGCACGAAAGGGUAUUUGGCGUGUCCUUUUUGUAACAAGGACACUUCAUCACGAAGGUUAAGGAGUAAAAUCUGCUACAUGGACCAUCGAUGA
Diospyros lotus (date-plum) is the source of this 1371-nucleotide messenger RNA. RefSeq lists its product as uncharacterized. The record is from RefSeq and is a predicted model, not a curated record. NCBI's taxonomy places the organism in Eukaryota, Viridiplantae, Streptophyta, Magnoliopsida, Ericales, Ebenaceae. The transcript has a single exon. The coding region runs from base 1 to 1371 and encodes 456 amino acids.